GACGUAUGAACAUGCAACCUACUGGGGAGCAGCCAGUCACUGCAGUAGGUGCCAAAGGUUUAGGCUAACCCUUGGGAAGAGCAGCAGACAUUUUAACGCGUCUGACUUUAACAUCUCAACCCUCCCUCUGCUGGGCUCCUGAGGAACUGCAGGUUACAAACACAACAAAAUGGCUGACCUGCAUAACGACAGAAGACAGAACUACAGACCAGGUUGUUUUUCAUUUGUGUAAUGAAUAAGAUGUGUAAGUGACAGCCUGGGAUUUCAUUGAUUUUAUCAUACACUUUGUACUUUUUUUUUUCCAGAAUUGAUUAAUUAACAGUGCAUGAGUGAUGAUGAUAAUGAUCAUAGUUUUUAAUAAGCCCAUGGUAAUCUAUCAUUCAUAAGCCAAUCUUAAUUGCUCUGCGCUCAUAUUAUCGCCACAAGCUACGAGUGAGCCGCGCUCUCCUCUCCUGUGCCAUUUUAAUGCAUCUCACUCCUCCAGUGCCACUCAACCGUGCGGCUCUUGAACGCAUCCAAGGCAAGUCAAGCACCUUUAAUCCUGUGAUGAACAGUCCAAAGAGCUCAAACAACCCCACUGCCAUUAGUUGGGUUUACCAUGUUACUAGACCUUUUUUUCAGCUCCUUCACAGGCUCCGCCUCCUCCACGGCGCGGCCCCGCCCACCGGGUCCGGGUUUUUGUCUGUGGCGGAGAACCCGCACGCCCCUCCCUCUUCAUGCUAAUGCUCUGCUCCCCGUUGCCCCCGCUUCCAAGAGCCGUGUGUGUUUCCAGCACACUGCUGGAUGGUUACUCCAUGCUGAGGUGCUGCUCUAGCACACGCUGUGUACGUCCUCCAAACCGGCCGCUUCGUCGCUAUUCAUACGUACCUUCGUCGGCUUUGGUCGCCGACUGCAGCACCGCGGCCGCUCCGGAGACUGUACAGGAGACGGAGGAAAACCAAAAGAAGUAAGGUUGAGGUCUCGAUCGUCCGGCGUCUGUAGACCAGCCCCGCCGCUACCGACGCUGGCGCCCGGCAGUGGUGUCUUUUUUUUGUGCACGAAAAGAGGAGGAGCUUGUCCGUGAGCGCAGCGGAGUCCGCGAACGCACGAGCACACAGUUGCUGUGGCGCGGCUCACUGGCGGACCGUAAAGCCGGCGGACUCCGUGUCCCCCUGAAAUCACACCUUGACCGCGCUGCUCGCCGGCACACGCUCCGGAAGAGCGCGACACCGGCAACGGGAGGAGGAGACGCUCGGGGUAACGGAUCCGGACUGAAAAUCGCGGGAACGUCGCAACGGCAGCAAUGGAAGUUGUUGUGACAGAGGAGAAGAAGAAAAUUUUCCGUGCCAAGAAAACAAUGAAGAUCAGCGACAGACAACAACUGGAAAGCCUUCAUAGCACAUUGUUGACAACAGCUCCAGGUUUGUCCGAACCAUCUCCGCCACCUCUGAUGAAUGGCACACACAAAGAGGAUGGACAGAAAAUGGGAGACAAAGAGCAAAACACCAUCUCGGACUCAAACUCGCCUAAUGCUCCAUCACCUACUUCUCCUGCUCCUUUUCUUUCUCUGAAUCUGUCCCCUUCCCCAGUCUCCUCACAAAGUCCAAAAGAAAAGGAAGAGACUCCCAACUCUCCCUCAUCACCAUUCCACUCUCUAAACUUUGAACUAAAAAAGAUGGAAGAGGAGAAAAAAGACUCUUCCUCAUCUUCUUCAAAUGAGUCCAUUCCUCCAUCAGUGUUGCCUGAUAAGAAUCAAGAAUUCGGCACUGAUGCGAUAUCAGAGAAAGAAAAUAAAGAGGAUGGACAGACUGCAAAAGUGGACCAAGCUGCAGAUUCAGCAAAGGGAUCGGUUAAAGGUGUGGUUCCACGUUUGCCUGCGCCACCGCCAGUAACCGACUUCACAGAACCAGUGGACAUAAAUAGUGACACUACGAAGGCCAAGGACACUGAGGCCUCUACAGCCAUAAUCAUUGAUGAAAAGCCUUCUACCCCUAAAACUAUAACGUCAGACUCCUCUUCCCCCUGUUCUUCCUCUUCUACUUCAGAUUCCUCUUCUUGUGCUGGUCUGUCACAAGAAAAGGAAAUCAAAGAUGAAGAGAAGGAUGACAAAGAUUUGAAGAAAGGAUUACUGAGAGAAGAAAAAAUGGACGUGGACUUUGUUAAAGUAGAGACCAAAAAGGAAAAAAACAGUGUUGGACAAACCAUGAAGCUGUCACGACCAUCAUCUACACCACCAUCUAACGCAGUGCAAGAGGAGAAGGGUUCGACGUCGGGAAUAAAACGCACAUUAUCAGAGGGUUUUGAAAAAGAGCAAACCGUGAGAAGAGAGGGAAAGAGACCCAAGAUGGAACGCGAGGAGCUGGAAGCGCAACUGGAACUUAAGAUUACUGCCAAAGCUGGCGGGCACCAUAAACUCGGAAAGAUUGUGCAACAGCUUGUGGAUGAACAGCUGAGGAUCUUAGAGCUCACCAUUUUUGAUAAACAUUUCCAAGAACUAAAAGAUAGAGUAGACAAGAUUGAUUGUGCAACCAAACACCAGACUGCUAUUAACACACUCCAAGCAAAGAUAGCGCGGCUUUCAAAGAAGUUUGGAGAGGCCAAUCAAAUGUCUGAGAACAAAAGGAAACAGGAGGCUCUAGCUGCUGCUGCUGCUGCUGCCGCCGCCAAGGCUGCAUCUGCUGCAACCCCCCCUCAAGCACAACGGCCGGUCCGGACAUCCUUAGAGGUAAAGCAGACUCCAACAACAACCUCUCCAUCCAACACAGCUUCAAAUCCUGCCCAACCAGCUCCUGCGCCUGCUGCUACCCCUGCUUCUGUUCCGACAACCACAUCUACCGCUAUGGUUCCUCCCCCCAUCCUCCAACUGAUCACCUCUACCCCCAAUGCUGCCUCUACUUUGGCCACUGGCAUCACCACUCAGAGUCCUACAGGCACCCUGCUGCUGAAGACUGCCCCCGGGAGCAGCAUGAUGGCUACAGGCCAGCCACUCCUCAUCCAGCUGCCUAUUUCAAUGGCUAAUGGCCAAGCAGGAACAUUGGUCAACAUUCCCGUCUCGCUGUCUGCAGCCAGUUCACUCAACAAGGCCAAAACCACUGCUACUACUACCACUUUUAUACUCAAGCCUGCUUCAACCACCACCGCUGCCCCAGUUUCUUCCCCAGCAUCUGCUCCUGCUGCUGCCACCACCACACUCCCUGCACUCCAGGCCUCCACUAGCCAGGCAACUUCUGCUCAAAUUUCGGUUGCCCGAGCCGUGUAUCCAGGAGGAGCUGGGGCAAUAACUACCCCUAAUGCUGGAAUAUCUGUGACCACAGCUAGGACACCAGCUCAGUCGGUUUCUGUAGCCGGGGCCAUGUCAUCAACUUCUUCACCUGCAACAUCUGGGCCUGCUGCCACUGGUUCCACCGCCCCAGGUCCCCCACAAGGGACGUCUCUGACAUCAAAGACAGAUAAUCAAUCUACAGGAUCCAAUUCAUCCAAGUCAGCGGCUUCAGCAGCGCGACCCAAAGGUUCUGUUAUUGACCUUACUGAGGAUGACGACGAUGUGCAAGUGACAGGAGUGAAGAAUGCUUCUCCCUCUACCCAGCGUUCCCACCCAGUCGUCACCAUUCCCAACAGUACAGGGGCAAGGUCAUCCCCUCAAAGCAACAGUACCUCCUCCAGCAAUCCACAGUUGACUAUCCACCACCGCCCCCCGCUGGAGUCUACAAUGAAAUCCCGCCCUGCAGCCCCUGCAGCAUCAGCGCGGGGUUCCAGCGUUGUACUGCCCCCCCUCCCUGCAGCACCUGUGAUUCCCCGUCUGCCCCCAGAAGCCGAGCGAAGCUCUCCUCCUCAGCAACCUCAGCUUAAGCUGGUGCCAAGUCAAACCGGUAUAGUGCUGUCUUGGUGCGUGGUAGAAACCGAUCGGACAUGUGCACCUGUAGACAGCUAUCACCUCUAUGCCUUUCAUCAAGACAACGCUAACAGCAAUGCGGCACAGCAGCACUGGAAGAAGAUUGGAGAGGUGAAGGCCCUUCCUUUGCCUAUGGCCUGUACACUGACCCAGUUUCAGUCUGGCUCCACCUAUCAUUUUGCUGUUCGAGCCAAAGACAUCUAUGGGCGUUUUGGCUCCUUCUGUGAACCCCAGUGCACAAAUGUUAUCAAUUCCAAUGCAAACUGAACAGUUUUGAAAAUUGCUGCAUUUGAAGAUUUAUGACUUUUAUUAGUUUUUGUGUUAAGAAUUCAAAAAUUGUGCGUUAAACCCAUACAGUAUCUGUAGAUAUCCCAACACGAUAACUGGUCUUCUGACUGACUUAGAGAAUUGAAACGGCAAACAGUUGGUUUUGUCUGGCUAUCGUAUGUAAUGUAUUUUUUUUGUAAUUUAACCUGUUGUACAUAAUUCAUCUGAAUCUCUACCAAGUCAGAUAUUCAUGUUGUUGACUUCUGUUCCUCUCAACCAGAUGUUUUUGUUUUUUGCUUCACUUCAGAAGAGGUGACAGGAUUACAAGUGUAAAACUAGAGUUGCACAGAAAGGUAUACAUGUGUAGUAGAAACUGAAUGAGAAUGUUUUGUAAGUUUUGUCUGGUAACCAGACUUUGACAAACACAAUAAAAGGUUUUAUUAAAGUC
Messenger RNA from Betta splendens (Siamese fighting fish), 4586 nucleotides. RefSeq names its product activating transcription factor 7 interacting protein (gene atf7ip). The coding region runs from base 1283 to 4138 and encodes 951 amino acids. Gene Ontology annotation, biological process: regulation of DNA-templated transcription. Gene Ontology annotation, cellular component: transcription regulator complex; nucleus. The transcript has 13 exons. The record is from RefSeq and is a predicted model, not a curated record. Lineage: Eukaryota; Metazoa; Chordata; Actinopteri; Anabantiformes; Osphronemidae. Gene Ontology annotation, molecular function: protein binding; transcription coregulator activity.